AGUUCGUGGGAAGCAUCUGUGAUCAGUGUAGAAAUUGCAAGACUUCAAUUUCAUUAUUCGCAGUUCAUUGCGAAAGCAGAAAAGACAUGUUUGUGGAAGUGUUUUUGAGUCUCUGUGCGAUCUUGGCCACUCUGACGAUUUGGUGGCAGAGAUCUUCGAAGAAAUACUGGGAAGAUCGCGGAGUUUCUUAUAUUCCCGGCGCGCCGUUCGUUGGCGCCUUGAAAGAGAGUGUUUUGUUCAGGAAAAGCACUUCUGAGCUCUUCAAUGAUCUCUACAAUGACGAGAAGACGAAGAACGAACCGAUUUCGGGAUUUUACUCUUUUCACACGCCCGGACUUAUUAUUCGCGAACCUGAACUUAUAAAGAGGAUUUUAGUGACAGACUUCAAUUGUUUUACCGACAGGCGAGUGUCAUUUGACCCAAAUAUUGAUAUCAUUGCAACUCGAUCAUUGCCAUUUGCCAGAGGUGAAAUGUGGAGAAAAAUACGAAAUCUUGUUUCUCCGAUUUUUACUGCAGUAAAACUGAAGAACUUCUUGGUGUCUUUGAAGGAAGUUUGUGAGAUUUUCGAAGUGAAAUUGGCUAAAGAUACGAGCAAAGGAUUCUUCGAAUAUGACGUCAGAGAUCUUUUCAGCUCAUUAAUAGUUGAUAUGAUUUCGCGAUGUGCUUUUGGAGUGAACGCAAAUUCACUGAACAAUAGUGAAUCAGAAUUUCUCGUUAAUGUGAGAAAAAUGACAGAUUUCACAUUCAGACAAGCGUUUGUCUUUUCCAUAGGAUUUUUCUUCCCUGAAUUGUCGGAAAAACUCAAAUUCACCGCUUUUCCUGAAUCGGUUAAUAAAUUCAUGCGACGAUCCAUAAAUCAUGUAAUAGAAGAAAGGGAGAAAAGUGGCGCGAAAUGCAACGAUUUGGUGGAUAUUUUAAUAACAAUGAAGAACACUCAAGGAGACAUAUUUUAUGGAGAUGCUUUAAUAUCUCAGGCGGCUGUUUUCCUAGGCGCCGGUCAUCACACAGUUUCCGUAACUCUCGCUCUCACUAUGUAUAAGUUGGCAAAACACCCAGAAAUCCAGGAGAAAUUGAGAGGAGAAAUUCAGGAAGAGCUCAAAAAUCACGGUGAAUUUUCUUAUGAGUCGAUUAAUCAGUUUUACUACCUUCAAAUGAUUGUUCUUGAAACUCUUCGAUUGUAUCCAGUUUUACCAUUCUUGGACAGAGUUUGUCAGCCAACGGAAGGCGAGAGUUACUCUCUCGAGCCGUUCCACAAUUUCAGCAUCCCUCGCGGAAUGCCAGUCUACAUUCCAGCCGUCGCCAUUCAUCGCGAUCCGAAGUUUUAUCCAGACCCAAACACCUUCAACCCCGAGAGAUUUCGCGACAAUACUAAUAAUACAAAUGAUACAAGUGCCCUCUUCUUGGCUUUCGGUCUGGGUCCUCGAAAUUGCAUUGGCUCCAGAUUAGGGAUGUUUAUGAUAAAACUGGGAAUAAUUUCGGUUCUGAAAAACUACAGAGUUGAAUGUUGCGAAAGAACACCACCGACCAUAAGAAUUGAUAAGAAAGCAUUGAUUCUCCAGUCUGAAGAUCCAGUCAAUUUAUUGGAUGUUUGUGCUCACAAAAUGAGAGUCUUCAGUGUCAUUAACAACGGUGAUAUUGUAAUCCAAUUGUGCAAUCCGAAAGACGAUCUCGAUGGAAUUUUGCACGUUCUGCGCGAAGGUUACAUGAAAAGCGCCAACACUUUUGCUGCUUUCGCGAUGAACAAGCCAGAAGCAGCGAAAGCGCGUCUCGAGUAUGAAAAGAUUGUGAAAGCUGUGCUCUUUGCCGGAAUUUCAGUUGUUGCUCGUGACGUGCGAUCGAAGAGGAUCAUAGGAUACUGCUUAAAUCACAUUCAAUCUCGCCUUCAGUGUGACGAGAAGACAUUCUAUGAGAAGUUUAGAGACAGCAGCGACAGUGAAUUGUUGAAAAGCCUACUGGAUUUCAGGAUUGCCAAAGAUAAGCAAAUCGAUCUCUUUGAAAUGUACAACGUUGAUCAUUACAUUGAGUUCGUCUGGGUUACAACUAUUCCCGAAUAUCGCAAACUUGGUGUUGCGCAAAGUCUAGUCGAGUCCUCACUUAUCAUGGCGAGGGAAAUUGCAGCGGGAAAGUGUCCUGAGACCAUGGAUGAAAGGAUCAAAGACAGAAUUCCCAAAAUAGUCUUCACAAGUUCCAGCUCCAAGUAUUCAUCGACGAUUGUGGAUAAAUUAGGCUUUGUUGCUGUGAAGAUUUUUCCCUUCAACGAGCUCAAAGCCAACGGAAUUCCAGUGUCUGAGAAAGUUUCUUCAGAUCACACAGAAUCGAAGCUAAUGGUAUUUAAAUUCAAAAAAGACAUGUUUGUGGAAGUGUUUUUGAGUCUCUGUGUGAUCUUGGCCACUCUGACGAUUUGGUGGCAGAGAUCUUCGAAGAAAUACUGGGAAGAUCGCGGAGUUUCUUAUAUUCCCGGCGCGCCGUUCGUUGGCGCCUUGAAAGAGAGUGUUUUGUUCAGGAAAAGCACUUCUGAACUCUUCAAUGAUCUCUACAAUGACGAGAAGACGAAGAACGAACCGAUUUCGGGAUUUUACUCUUUUCACACGCCCGGACUUAUUAUUCGCGAACCUGAACUUAUAAAGAGGAUUUUAGUGAAAGACUUCAAUUGUUUUACCGACAGGCGAGCGUCAUUCGAUCCUGUUGCUGAUCCUAUUGGCACGCAAACAAUUGUUAUGGCAAAAGGUGAUUUGUGGAGAAACAUACGGAAGAAUGUUUCUCCGAUUUUUACUGGAAUAAAACUGAAGAACUUCUUCGUCUCUUUGAAGGAAGUUUGUGAGAUUUUCGAAGUGAAAUUAUCCAAAGAUACGAGCAGAGGAUUUUUCGAAUACAAAGCCAAGGAUCUUUUUGGCUUAUUAACAGUUGAUAUGAUUUCGCGAUGUGCUUUUGGAGUGAACGCAAAUUCACUGAAUAAUAGUGAAUCAGAAUUUCUUUUUUAUGUUAGGCAAAUGACAGAUUUCUCAUUCAGACAAGCGUUUGUUUUGUCCACGGGAUUUUUCUUCCCUGAAUUGUCGGAAAAACUCAAAUUCACCGUUUUUCAUGAAACGUCUUAUAAAUUCAUGCAACGAUCCUUAAAUCAUGUGAUGGAAGAAAGGGAGAAAAGUGGCGCGAAAUGCAACGAUUUGGUGGAUAUUUUAAUAACAAUGAAGAACACUCAAGGAGAUAUAUUUAACGACGAUGCAAUAGUUGGUCAAGCGGUCGUUUUUCUGGCUGCUGGAUUCGAUACAGCUUCAUCUACUUUGGCUUUUUCUAUGUAUGAAUUGGCAAAGCACCCAGAAAUCCAGGAGAAAUUGAGGAGUGAAAUUCAUGAAGAGCUCGAGACUUACGGUGAUAUUACUUAUGAGAGGAUUAAUCAGCUGGAAUAUCUUGACAUGUUUGCUCUAGAGGUGCUUCGAUUUUAUCCAGUUUUACCAUUCUUGGACAGAGUCUGUCAGCCAACGGAAGGCGAGACUUACUCUCUCGAGCCUUUCCACAAGUUCAGCAUCCCUCGCGGAAUGCCAGUCUACAUUCCAGCCGUCGCCAUUCAUCGCGAUCCGAAGUUUUAUCCAGAUCCAAACACCUUCAACCCCGAGAGAUUCCGUGGCGAGGGCAAAGACUUGGCUAAGCAAAGCAUCUUUUUGUCCUUCGGUCAGGGUCCUCGAAGCUGCAUUGGCGCCAGAUUUGGAAUGAUUCAAGUCAAACUGGGAAUAAUUUCGGUUUUGAAGAACUACAGAGUUGAAAGUUGUGAAAGAACUCCGUCAACCAUAAGAAUUGAUAAGAAAGCAUUAAUUGUGAAGUGUGCAGAUCCUCUUAAUAAAGCGAUGGCAUUGCUGGUGCUUCUGGCGAUCGCUCUGAGUCUAUGUCUGCUCGCAGUGUGGUGGCAGAGAUCUUCGAAGAAAUACUGGGAAGAUCGCGGAGUGUCUUACUUUCCUGGUGCUCCUUUCGUUGGCAUUUUGAGUGUGUUGUUCAAGAAGAGCAUCAGUGAAGUGUUUGUGGAUCUGUACAAUGGGGCAAGGAGUGAAGCGAUUUCCGGCUUCUUUUUCCUUCACUCUCCCAGUCUAGUGAUUCGCGAGCCAGAGCUGAUAAAGCGCAUCUUGGUGAGAGACUUCAAUAACUUUCAGGACAGGCGAGUGUCCGCUGAUCCCAAGUUCGAUCCAAUUGGCGGAAACAUGAUGGCAUUGGCUCACGGUGAGACUUGGAGGAAUAUCAGGACAAAUGUGUCACCAAUCUUCACGGGAGUGAAGAUGAAGCACUUCUUUGCACUGAUGAAGGAUGUUUGUGAGGUUUUCGACCACAAAUUGUCUCAAGACACUUGCGAUGGUGAAAUUGAAGUGGAUGUGAAGAAUCUCUUUGGAUUGCUGACAAUCGAUAUGAUAUCAAUUUGCGCUUUUGGUGUCAGAGCCAAUUCAAUAAACAACCACAAAUCCGAAUUUUGUGUUCAUGUUCGGAAAAUAACGAACUUUACCUGGCGACGCGCUAUUCAAUUUUUCACGUGCUUCCUAUUUCCCGAACUGGCGACUCUCUUUAAGUUCACAAUCUUCCCAAAAUCCUCAUGCAGAUUCAUCCGUCAGUCCAUCAAUCAUGUGAUGCAGGAAAGGGAGAAGAGCGGAUCCAAACGCAAUGACUUGAUCGAUGUUCUGAUAACCAUGAAGAAUAGUCGCAGUGAUAUCUUCUUUGGGGAUGUUUUAGUGGCUCAAGCCGCAGUUUUCCUCGCCGCUGGAUAUGAAACUACAGCUUCGGUCACGUCUUUUACCAUGUAUGAACUGGCGAAGCAUCAGGAUAUCCAGGAGAAUCUAAGAAAAGAAAUCCUUCUGGCUUUGAAAACUCGCGGAGAAAUUACUUAUGAAGCAAUUCAUCAACUUCAGUACCUUCAAAUGGUUGUUCAAGAGGUGCUUCGAUUGUAUCCAACUUUACCAUUCUUGGACAGAGUUUGUCAGCCAACGGAAGGCGAGACUUACUCUCUCGAGCCUUUCCACAAAUUCAGCAUCCCUCGCGGAAUGCCAAUUUACAUUCCAGUCCUUGGAAUUCAUCGCGAUCCGAAGUUCUAUCCAGAUCCAAACACCUUCAAUCCAGAGAGAUUCAGAAAUAACGUUAAGGAUUUCUUCUUCCUGUCCUUCGGUCAGGGUCCUCGAGGCUGCAUUGGCGCCAGAUUCGGAAUGCUUCAGGUGAAGUUGGCAAUCAUUGCGGUGUUAAAGAAUUACAGAAUCGAACGCUGUGACAGAACUCCGUCAACCAUAAGAAUUGAUAAGAAGGCUUUGAUUGUGCAGUCUGAAGAUCCUAUUCAUUUAGUGUUCAAAAAGCUCUGAUUUGGAGGA
This is a messenger RNA of Phlebotomus argentipes, 5336 nucleotides long. RefSeq lists its product as uncharacterized. The record is from RefSeq and is a predicted model, not a curated record. Gene Ontology annotation, biological process: insecticide catabolic process; response to DDT. The transcript has 10 exons. Gene Ontology annotation, molecular function: oxidoreductase activity, acting on paired donors, with incorporation or reduction of molecular oxygen; heme binding; iron ion binding. Lineage: Eukaryota; Metazoa; Arthropoda; Insecta; Diptera; Psychodidae. Bases 87 to 5327 code for a protein of 1746 amino acids.